AGUGCCGAGCUGAGAAAGGUAGCUGUUCCAGUGAUUGACUGCAGCCAGCUCUCUAAUCCAGGCGCUCACAGUAACAGGACAAAGUCAGGCCUCAAGGUGAUUGGCUGCGAUGAAAUCCUCCUGGCAUUGUGGGGAAGCCUACAGGGCUGGUCUAGCUCUUGGAGCAGAGCGAGGAGGAGGGAGCAGCUAAAUACUGGCACAUCUCUGCAGUCUGCGAGAGCUGAGAGUGUGUGAGAGAGAGGGAGAGAGUGUGAGUGCAUGUGUGAGCGCGUGUGCAUGUGUCUGUGUGUAGUGCAUUUAUGAGCGUGGUGUGUGAACAGUCAGUGCACUGCAUGAGACAAUAGCCAGCAUCUGAUGUAGAUAAAGAAAGAGUGCAGCAAAUCAAGGAGAAAGAGAGGGAGAGAUUGCCAAAAACUCUCCCUGCUCUAAUAGCCCUUACCUUGGACUGUGGGUCGUGUUGCAAAGCCAGGUGUAUGCCCAUUUGGCCCAACUCUGGCACCCAGAAAUAGGCAGCGAGACAGGAAAGCAGCAACAGAAGGAGGUCGUGGCUAUUGCUCUUAUCUUUCCUGUCCUAUUUGAUCAAGAGCCCGUGAACGAGAGGGUGAGACGGGCACCCCCGCACCUCACGUCAACAACGGGGCGCACAGUCGGCAGGGGCACACCGACCAUGCCAAAGGUCCCGGGCGCCAUCAUGGGGUUGCUGCUGGCCGGCUUCCUGGGGUCCAGCUCGGGGGCCAGCGCCGAGGAGUAUGAGUACUAUGGCUGGCAAUCGGACCACCUCCAGGGAGGGCGCUUCUAUGCCAAACAGCCGCAGUGCGUAGACAUCCCGAGCGACCUGCGCCUCUGCCACAACAUCGGCUACCGCAAGAUGCGUGUACCCAACCUACUGGAGCACGACACCCUGCCUGAGAUCAAGCAGCAGGCCAGCAGCUGGGUGCCCUUGCUGGCCAAGAGGUGCCACCCCGACACCCAGAUCUUCCUCUGCUCCCUCUUCGCCCCUAUCUGCCUGGACCGGCCCAUUUACCCAUGCCACUCACUGUGCCAGGCCGUACGGGAUGGCUGCUCACCCGUCAUGGAGUCCUUCGGCUUCCCCUGGCCGGAGAUGCUCAAGUGCGACCGCUUCCCACUGGACAACGACCUCUGCGUGUCGCUCCAGUCGCCAGGCAACCCAGCAACUCAACCGCCAGUCUCGAAGAUAUGCCCUCCAUGCGACAAUGAGAUGAAGGCGGACGUCAUUCUGGAACAUUUCUGUGCGAGUGAAUUUGCACUCAAGAUGAAAAUCAAGGACAUAAAGAGAGAGAAAGGAGAUCGCAAAAUCAUCUCGCAGAGGAAGAAGAAAGUGCUGAAGAUGGGACCUUUGAAGAAGAAAGACCUGAAGAAGUUGGUCCUGUUCAUAAAAAAUGGAGCGAAUUGCCCUUGUAAUCAGCUGGAGAAUCCAAACAGCAACUUCCUAAUAAUGGGACGAAAAUGGGACAACCAACUUCUCCUCACUGUCAUCCACAAAUGGGACAAGAAAAACAAAGAUUUGCGCUAUGCUGUAAAAAUAAUGAAAACCUAUCAAUGUCCAACAUAUCAUCAUGUCUUUCAAUGACUGCCUUCAGAAAGAAAUUUACAUGGAAAGUAAAAUGAAACAAAAAUUGCUUUUAUAGUGUCCUUUAAAAAAAUUACACUCUUCCAGUCUUAUUGAACAAAUUUGUCCUUAUAUAAUGAUUCCUUUGUAAUCUAUCUUGUCUCAAUAGCCAGAUGACAUAGAAAGUUAAAAUGUGCUUUAAAUGAUGAAGAUGAUUGAUGAUUGAAUACUUAAAUGCAAGAUCAGAAGGCGAACAAUAAGCUGAUAUCUCUCUCUCUAUCUCUCUUUUCCCUCCUCAAAAAUAAUAUUGCUUAGAUAUCUUCACACAAGGAACAUUGAGUUUCCAUGAGGUGUGGGAACAAAAUGAAUCAUGAGAUAAGUUACUAAUGGAUGUCACUGUGCUUUGGAACGCUUUCCAGUGAACAACCAACGUGGUGGAUAUUGUGUUGGUUAAAACCGAAAAGAAACUUUCUCUGACAAGAGUUGACCUUCCGGAUAUGACACAGACUCCUGGGGUGGGUGAGAGUGGAUUGAAGGACAUAAGCCUGAUUGAAAGUGAGAUCAGAAAUGACAGCAUGAUUGUCUUUAGUUCGUUAUCUAUCCAAGGGACGGCCUACCGAACGUUAAAGGAAGAACUGCUUUACCAGGUGUCAUACACUUUGAUGAGGAUGGAUGGCUAUCAUUAUGGCAAUAGUUAUCCUGGUGAUCUACUGUGGAUUCAAUGUUUGUAUGUCCUGAAACCAUCAAUGUGAAAAAAGUAGCUGUAGUCCUAAGGCAUGGUAAUGGCAGAGAGUUAUUUUUCAAUGUAUGCCUAUAUGCAUCUUCAUGUGUGUUAAAACUACAUACCAACAGUGAUUAUUUUGUUUCUUUUUAAAAUAUUAUUUCAACUUGCAAUCUUUUUAUUUUAUUUUUUAAAUGCCUUGCAAUGCACUUCAAAUCUGAGGUGCUUUUCACAGGUUACCUUGGCCGAGAACUUACUCAUGUUUAAAUAAUAAAAAAGUAAGUAACCAAAA
Molecule: messenger RNA, 2583 nt
Organism: Stegostoma tigrinum
Lineage: Eukaryota; Metazoa; Chordata; Chondrichthyes; Orectolobiformes; Stegostomatidae
Gene: sfrp5
Product: secreted frizzled-related protein 5
Exons: 3
Coding region: 668-1591 (307 amino acids)
Biological process (GO): canonical Wnt signaling pathway; negative regulation of canonical Wnt signaling pathway; non-canonical Wnt signaling pathway
Molecular function (GO): Wnt-protein binding
Source: RefSeq, a predicted model, not a curated record